Molecule: messenger RNA, 714 nt
Organism: Brassica napus (rape)
Lineage: Eukaryota; Viridiplantae; Streptophyta; Magnoliopsida; Brassicales; Brassicaceae
Product: V-type proton ATPase subunit G1-like
Exons: 4
Coding region: 183-515 (110 amino acids)
Biological process (GO): proton transmembrane transport
Cellular component (GO): vacuolar proton-transporting V-type ATPase complex
Molecular function (GO): proton-transporting ATPase activity, rotational mechanism
Source: RefSeq, a predicted model, not a curated record
CCCAUUUAAACGUGGGGGCUUUUAGUUCAAUUAACGUUAGCCCACUAGCUGCCUGUCGGUAGAUUUAUUAAACGUGUGUGAUCAGAUAUCCUUUCUCCGAUUCCGAUUUGCUUGAUUGAUUGUGUAUUGUGUACAUCUCGCUCCUCCUAGCCAAAGCGCAAAAGGAUAAAAAAAAGAAGGAGAUGGAAUCGAGCAGAGGAGGAUGUGGAAUCCAGCAGUUGCUUGCUGCUGAACAAGAAGCUCAACACAUUGUCAAUGCUGCCAGGACCGCAAAGAUGGCUAGGCUGAAGCAAGCCAAGGAAGAAGCUGAGAAAGAGAUUGCCGAGUACAAGGCUAAAACUGAGCAAGACUUCCAGAGGAAACUUGAGGAGACAAGUGGAGACUCGGGUGCGAAUGUGAAGAGGCUGGAGCAAGAGACUGAUGCCAAAAUCGAGCAGCUCAAGAACGAAGCUUCCAGGAUUUCCAAUGAUGUUGUGGAUAUGCUCCUCAAACAUGUCACCACUGUCAAGAACUGAGACUUGAUUUAUCACCAAGUCGCUUUUGAACUGAGAUGGAUUUCAGUCAGACACUCAAAUCUCAUAUUAAAUUUGUUGCUACGAGUUAUUUAUUAUCUGCUCUCUUUUUCGUUCUUGUAAUAUCUCUUUGUUGUUGUAUUCAUAAUAAUGUCUUUGGGGGUUGUAAGAAAAUUGAGAACAAAAGACCUCGUUUAUUUUA